Porites evermanni is the source of this 3525-nucleotide messenger RNA. The record is from the annotation of a GenBank genome assembly. NCBI's taxonomy places the organism in Eukaryota, Metazoa, Cnidaria, Anthozoa, Scleractinia, Poritidae.
AUGUGCAUGGCAGAUGGAAAGGGCGACGUGGCGUUUGUUAAACACGCAACCACCAAGGAAGUGGUCACAAAAGACCCCGGAAAAUAUGGCGCAGUGUCAGACUACCAAUACCUGUGCAAGGAUGGGACAAGAAAAGGUAGAUAACUUUUUUUUUUUUAUGAAACAACAAAUAUGAGAUCUAAGGAAACUUGGAACAUGGUAACAGAAAGUUAUUAUAAAGGAUUAGGACUUACAAUCAGUUCACCUGUUUGAAGGAUAUACAUGUAAUUGUUCUAAAAUUUGAGUGAAUAUUGUCAGGUGAAUUGAUUAACGUUCUUCCAUAUUAUUAAACUAUGCGCUGUCUCUUUAAGGGUGGGGGAGGGGGCUCUUAUUCACUCAUAUGAUCAAUACCUCAAGAACAGAACAGAUAAUUGUAGGUAAGGCUGUAGGAUAGAUAAUUACAACGAGUAACGUUUUCGCACUUUACUAGAUAGCUCCGGGGCCUAGUGUUGACACAAUUUCGGCGCGAUUUCCGUAGCGGAGUGAAGUUGGGCCGCACCGAUCUCGAUAGUAAAGCGUCACAUAUCGGAUAGGUUCACACUUUGGCGCAGUGUGAACAGGCAUUCCGGCUAUAGUGGGGGUCAAUAAGUAGGAGCGAGGACUGGAAUCCACUGAGACGGAAGUAAAUAUUCAGGAGAGAGGACUGGGAUUUAGUUGUUUGUUAAGUAUGAAAGGCUAGGAUUCUUUCAAUAAUGCCGGCUGUUACUGUUCAUACUAUACCGAAUGUCUUUUCGUAGCGUGUGUCAGCAUGAAAAGUUCCGGUAUAGUAUGAACAGAGAUUCAUCAGCGCGUUCUAGAUCAAAUUAGCCGAAAGCUGGAUAGAGGAGGACAAGUCGAUAUAAUAUAUCUGGACAUGCCUGGUUUUGGGGGAACCUGCUAACAUGGCUGAAAUCGUACCUGCACAAUCGAUCCCACCAACAACAACUACACCAAACCCCUUGCCUGUGACUUCAGGGGUCCCACAGGGAUCGAUCCUAGGCCCCAUGUUGUUCCUUCUGUUUGUGAACUCUUUGCCAGAUGCUGUUAUAUCAGGCCAGAUUGCCGCUUUUUCCGAUGACACAAAGAUUUUCAAAGAAAUAACAUCAACGCGCGAUGCAGAACAAUUUCAGGAGGACCUAUCUAACCUGGUCACGUAGUCAGAUUCUGCUAACAAAACUUUAACUACAGCAAAUGCAAAGCGCAGCGCAUCACGAGGAAACUUAAACCCGUCAUCUUUGUCUAUCAUAUGGUCGGCUCUCAGCUUGAAGUUGUCUGUGCCGAGAAGGAUCUCGGUAUUUACAUCACGGAUAACCUCACGUGGAAUAAGCAAGUCGAUGUGCAAUGCGCUAAGGCCAGCGGGCUCCUGGGAUAUGUACGGAGAAACACUAGACUCGUCAAAAGCAUUACGGUUAGACGCUCAGCGUACCUUACCCUAGUAAGAUCCCAUCUUGACUAUGCCACGCAAGUCUGGACUCCGCAGUCAAUAGACCUGAUUCGAAAGCUCGAGCGUGUGCAGAGGCGCGCUACAAAGCAUAUCCUGGAUCUACCAUUCAUUUGUGACCAAACAUAUGGAGACAGGCUAAUGAUCGGUCUUAACUUAUUACCAGUCUCCUAUUGGCACGAGUUUUUAGGCAUGAUUUUCUUUUGCAUGCAAAGUUGUAACUGGAACAGUUAAGAGUUAGUCCGUCUGUUCUCCCGCAAGUACUAGUUACUCGCACUACCAGAUCUAACAGCAACCGUAAUGUCACUCACUUUAUUUCAAGGAAAUGUAAUACUGUCACCUUUCAGAGAUCCUUUUUUAAUAGAACCACCAGAAUCUGGAAAACGCUAGCGAAUGAUCUUCAACUUUCAUGCAACCUUCAGAUCAGCCAAUUCAAAUCCAUCAUGUACAAGUACUACGUCGAUGCCUUAGAAUAAAUGACUACGACCCAGAGAACCCACGAUCCUCGAAAACCAUCUGUCCGUCAUGUAACGUUUCACGUAACGUGUCUGUCCGUCUCCGUUGUUGUUUUUAAUUGUCACAUGAAGUUUUACUGUUUCUUACAUAUCUUUUAAGCUCUGGGACCACUGUAAUUGGCUCACCGCUGUUGUGGUAGCCCUACCUAUUAAGCAUUUAUUUGUUACUCAUUGUUCAGUAACAGACGAAGCUAAUAAAAUAAAAUAAAAUAAAAAAUGAGAUAAAAAGGACCAACUGCUUUGAUGACCAUUAAAAAAAUACAAAUAAAAACAUAACAUAUGUGUAUCUUUUUAGCUAUAAAAUACCGAGAUUAUAACAUCAAUGACUUCAGUCACUGAAACGCCAACUAUCUAUAUUUAUAUCUAUCUAACUAUAUUUUUUUGCGUAUUCUUAUACAUACUUUAUUUUUUUUUUACACACAUCGUUUUGCCAUCUCCGCCCGCAAAUAGUAAGAGCUAGACGAGGCGGGCAUAGUGGAAAGGUUAUAGCAGUUAUAAACAUUAAAUUAAAAGAAACUUUGAAGAUUAUAUUAAAGUAAACUAAAUAAACUUACCACUGACCAUUUUUUAUUCUUAGAAUGCGAGCAGUCUCAUUUUCCUUUGCAAAGUUACUGCACUAGAAACCCAAGCACGCGAGCCGCGAUAAACGAGGAUGUAAGCCCGAGAAGAAAAAAUAAGUUUUUUCUCGUCUGGUCCUAAUCCCUUAUUGUAACAUAACGUCGUGACCUGCAAACGCUUUGGCUGAGAUAAGAACUAGACAGAUUUUAAGAGAAAAGGCGGAGUGCAAGCAGUUUGACGUAUGCUGGCAUUUGCUCUCUUCCAUUUUAGUCUGUAAAUCUACUCUAGUAUCAAUCAAUCACAAACCCGUUUCAUGAUACGCUGCAGACAAACGGGCGAGAUUGAAUAAGAUUUAACCAAAAAGAAAAAAUUUCAUUUGUAAUGCACUUGUUGUAGCUUUAAGAAAAAAAUCAAUACUUUUGACCAUUUUUCAAGAUUUAAUCUCUAUUUUCAAGACUUUUUUUAGAAUUCAAGACGCUGUACGAACCCUGUAUAAAGUAACGAUAACUUUUUUUUUAUUACUAGACAUUGGACAACACGAGCAGUGUUUCCUUGGGUUUAACCCGGCCCAUGCCGUCGUCACAAGAAAAGACAACUACCUUGACGACAUUGUCACCAUUUUAACAGCCAUGAGCAGCAUGUAUGGCUCAACUAGACAUUGGACAACACGAGCAGUGUUUCCUUGGGUUUAACCCGGCCCAUGCCGUCGUCACAAGAAAAGACAACUACCUUGACGACAUUGUCACCAUUUUAACAGCCAUGAGCAGCAUGUAUGGCUCCAACCAGACCGACUGGACAAAAUUUCAACUAUUUAAUUCCACAAAGUACGGCGGCGGCAAUUUGCUGUUCAAAGAUUCCUCCACCGAACUGGUAGGCAUCUCAAAAGACAAAGGACCUACAAAGGGUAUCUGGGAGACGAACAUGUCAGCGACAUUAAGGCACUGGAAACGUGUGACACUUCAGACUCCACCAAGACCACGCCCUACGCAGUGA